GUUGUAUAUUUUUAUUUCUUUCCGAACUUUUUGCCUCCGGCCGUUCCGACCGCAAGUGCUCCGCCUCGUCUGUGGUGGGCUCAUCGUUCUGCAUGUGACCCCGCCGCUCGUUCUCGCCUCGUGCUCCGUGGUCCCCCCUUCUCCCGGCUCCCCGCCCAACCCGACCAUGAACCGUCGUGGAAACGUGAACCCUGGAUCGAACUCCCCACCGAGUCCCUCACACGCAUUGCGCGUCCGCUCCGCACGUGCUCCAAGUGGGCCCCACCAUCACAUGGAACAGGCCGGCUGGGCCUCCUAACCCAUCAUUGCGUGCGCCACCCGUCCCUUUCACAGCGCCGGCCCCCGCCUCCAACUCCCAUCACACUGCUGGCCGCCCCUCGCCGGGUCAACCGGGGCCUCCUCGGCCGUACACGUGCCCCCGCUUGCCAGGCCCCCCUGCUCCCCUAUUUUAUUAAUUAUUAUUACACCUCCCCCCUCUUUACCCUGCCCUCGCUCCGAAGGACCCAACGGAAACCAUGAUUCUAUUUAGGUGACGUGUUGACCGUAGAGCGGUCUGCUUUGCUGUUUGAGACGAAACAGCGAAAGGUUUGGCACUGGAAGCGGCGAAAGGUGACAUAAAAGAAAUGACUCGCCGUAAAAGGUGGCUCUCUCCCACAACUGUCCCCCGUGUUUCCCACCCGGCUCGGGCGCUUCGCGUUCAAGUACUAUCGUACCUCACGGUCCUACCUCUCGUGCCUUCCCGGUUCAGUUCGGCCGAACCGGUCCGAUCGCCUUCCCACUCCCGGGUUGAUGCUUGCUUUCCAUCAAUGGACAUUUGAUUUGACAAGUCUCGGAUGGGCAAGUUUCGUCCUUUUUGACUGCGACGCUGCGAAACAUCUGGUUCGGGGAGAGCAACGAUGUCCCGUCGCCUGCUAUGUCCGGCGAGCUCAUGCUUGCAUCGGCUCGUGCGAUUACCGUAGUAAGCUUCGGACCCCAUUUCCUUUCCUACCCUCACUUCUGCCCUUUUUUUACACUUUCAUCACCGUCUUUUUUUUCCGUCUCUCUAGCCGCUACAAUGAAAGGUAAAACGAGCGAUGGCAUAUUCGUAGCUUCUGUUGUUUCCAUGGGCAUCUGACACUCUGACAGAGAUGCCACAUUUAUUAGGCUCCCCAUCGAGCGUCGGCCCAUCCCACCUUACCCCUUCUUUUAUUUUAAGUCGUCUUCUUAUCGGACUGGUUCAGGUCUUAACUGCGCCCGUAGGAUUUUUCGUCUCCGCCUCGCUUUUUUUAGAGGAACGCCUCCACCACCACCCCUUAUCUCCGAUCUAUACCGCCCUCCCUCUUAAACGCCGGGAUCCGUUGCUUCUGUCUUCAGAUUUAGAACUUUCUCAUCUUUCCUCCUGCCGAAAUCAAUUUUGGAGGAUUUCGGGACAGCUCCUCUUGUCUCCUGCUCUUGGAUGUGGGUUUUGGGAGAUUUUUAGGGUUUGAAGUAGCGAUCGAUUAAGGUCCUCUUUUUGAUCUAGAAGAGCGAUGACGUCUGGGACGAGGCUUCCGACAUGGAAGGAGAGGGAGAACAACAAGCGGAGGGAGAGGAGGCGCCGGGCGAUCGCCGCGAAGAUCUACACGGGGCUCCGGAUGUACGGCAACUAUAAGCUGCCAAAGCACUGCGACAACAACGAGGUCCUCAAGGCCCUCUGCAACGAGGCCGGCUGGAUCGUCGAGCCCGACGGCACCACCUACCGCAAGGGAUACAAGCCACCACCGGCAGAGCGCAUGGAUGUAGUAGGGUGCUCUGUUUCUCCAAGCCCAUGCGCCUCGUAUAACCCUAGCCCUGCCUCGUCAUCUUUCCCGAGCCCUGCAUCCUCAUCCUACAUAACAAAUGCCAACAAUGCUGUCAAUGUUGCUGAUGGCAACUUCCCACAGCACCAUCUCUAUAUGCAUGGUGGUUCCAUCAGUGCUCCAGUGACCCCUCCUUUGAGUUCUCCGACUGCUCGUACGCCUCGCAUUAAGACUGACUGGGAUGAUUCAGCUGCCCAGCCACCUUGGGCCAGUGCAAGUUACAUGUUCAUACCAAAUUCCACUCCACCAAGCCCUGGCCGUCAGGUUAUUCCUGAUCCUGCCUGGCUUGCGGGAAUCCACCUUCCAACCGGAGGUCCAUCAUCGCCCACUUUCAGCCUUGUCUCAUCAAAUCCAUUCGGCUUCUUCAAGGAGGUGAUUGCAGGUGGGGGAUCUUCAAGAAUGAUGACACCAGGGCAGAGCGGCACAUGUUCCCCAGUCAUGCCAGGUGGGGCUGGCCAUGUAGAUGUUCAGAUGUCGGAUGGCAUGUCCGAUGAGUUUGCAUUUGGCAGCAGCAGCAACGGCAAUCAUCCACCACCAGGAUUGGUGAAGGCAUGGGAGGGAGAGAGGAUCCAUGAGGAGUGUGGAUCAGAUGAGCUGGAGCUCACUCUUGGGAGCUCGAGGACCAGAGCUGAUGCCUGAUCAACAUCAUGGAGAAGCAUCAUCUUAAUAGGUUCUUUACUUGUUGUUUUUACUUUUUAGUUUAUCAUGAUGUUUAUAGAGAGAUAGAGAGGGAUCGAGAGACCUGCCCAUGGUUUCUUGCACAUAGCCUCCAUCCUCUUUUAGGUAACUGAGAUUUUAUUUGUUGUGGUGAGUGUUGAAACCAGGAAACCCUUUGGAAAAUAUUGUGGCAAGAUUAUUGGAAGGGCGUCUUGAGAAUGCCAGAUGAAAAUUGAAGGGUUAAGAAAAAAAAAAUUUGAUGUGAGAGUCUGCAA
Molecule: messenger RNA, 2749 nt
Organism: Phoenix dactylifera (date palm)
Lineage: Eukaryota; Viridiplantae; Streptophyta; Magnoliopsida; Arecales; Arecaceae
Source: RefSeq, a predicted model, not a curated record